AUGCCAAGUAGGGGAAGUAGUAUCAAGAGGAGGACUGAAAGCAUCCAUCUUGCAUCUUCCCUAACAGGGAGUUGCUCAGCGCCUGGUUGUGAAAAGCUCUUCAGGCCGAUUCACUUACCACCUUCCAAGGAAGAUUCUUGUCAACAAUGUGCAGACGGCUUGGGUGAUCUGGAAUUGGUUUCCCAUCAUGAGUUCUUUGUUGUCUUCUGUGCUGGAUCACAUGAAGAAAACUCUUCUUCACCAAAUCCAUCUCAGAAGCUCUCCCUGAUAAGAAAUAGCAUGGUGUCAUUGCAUCAGCCUUCUAAACCAGAAAUCUCUUGUAUCAUCGGCUCAAGCUGCUCAUGGGUGACGUCAACAGACAGUUUUGGAAAACCAGACUGGGUGUUAUCUUCGGUUGGUGUCCUGGUGUCUCAGGACAGGCAGCAGCUGCUUCUGGAAAACAGUUCCUCCCGUGGAGAUGUUGAAGGGGACAUUUUCCUCCUGAACACCAGUAGGCUACCAGAUAGAUGUGAGUUCAGCCUACAUAGCCCCAUCCUGCCUGGGAGCGUGGACUCUUGCUUGCUGGAACUGGCCAUAUAUUCACAGGAUGCUGUUCCUCUCCUCCAGAGGUUCACAGCUGAAAUCAGAUAUGUGGACACAAACAGAAAUAUAAUAAUUUCUCUGAGAAUUGGCCAUGAGGAGGAUGCCGGGAUGAAAUGGAAAUCCGUGAUGGCCCAGGUUGGCCGUAUAGAAAGACCUUUUAAAAUCACCUUGCUGUAUUCAAACUGUGGAGCACAAGAGGGUGGACUGCUGGCAGUGGGCUCCUUGCAACUCAGAAACUGCUUUCAUGAUAAAGAAAACCAAGAUCUUUCUAUAUAUGACAAAGGUUCAGCUUUCCCUUGCCUUCAUGGAGGCUGUGUUAGCCACCUACAAAUCUGUGAAUUCAUCAGUGAUUGCCCUGCCAAAGAAGUGGAAGGAGUGAGGUGUGAUAGUCUCCCAGAGGGCUCACAUUGCUCUUUUGAAGAGGGUCCAUGUGGCUGGACGCUGAAUGAAACUGCAGCAUCUCCUUGGUCUAUUAGGGGCUUUACUGAAAUGAUUCAAGGUCAUUCAUUUGUAGGGUCUACCUUGCAAACCACUGAAGGACACUUCCUCCAUCUGCGAGCAGAGAGCAAUCACACAAGUGGUAUGGCCAAGGCUUACAGUACCAGUUUACCAGCAAGUAUUGCCACUGAAGAUUACCAGAUCCAGUUCUCAGUGCAUGUUUUUGGCAGCUACAAUGGUACCGUCUCCUUCUCUGUCAGGGAAGAGAUAAAAGGAGCUCCAGUAAUCAUGCCAAUGUGGGAAAGAGCAGGGAGCUGGAGCGAUCACUGGUUUCUCGUCACUUUACCAAUGCCAGUGCUUCAAAACCGGUUUAAGCUACAACUGCUGGCAACCUGGGGCUGGAAUUCCCAAGCUGACAUAGCUAUUGACAACAUUACAUUUGGACUGGACUGCUUCAAUGAUGGAAGACAAACAAAUCAUUUCAGUGGGAAGCGACAGUACCCACGGGAGAUUAGUAUCCCUGAUGAGCAUCUUCUGAACCCCCUGGAAGAGCCUUCCCUCCCAGGGGACACAUCUGUUGUUCUCUGGUGGUUCACAACAUGUGGUGCUAGUGGUCCACACGGGCCAACUCAAGCUCAGUGUGACAAUGCCUAUAAGAACAGCAAUGUGUCGGUGACGGUGGAGAAAGAGGGCAGGCUUCGAGGAGUGCAAGUCUGGAGAGUGCCAGCCACAAACCGAUACAGGAUUUCUGCCUAUGGAGCAGCUGGAGGGAAGGGAGCCAAAAACCACAAUAAGAGGUCCCACGGGGUCUUCAUCUCAGCCACCUUCCAGCUGGAGAAAGAUGAGCUGUUGUACAUCUUAGUGGGGCAGCAGGGGGAAGAUGCCUGUCCUGGGGCCAAUCCUCAAACCCAGAAGAUCUGCUUAGGGGAGUCAUCUCUCAUUGAAGAAUAUUAUAAAAAAAGAAAAGACCUGAAGGACUGGGCUGGAGGAGGGGGUGGUGGAGGAGGGGCAACCUAUGUCUUUAGACAGAAGGAUGGGAUUUUCGAACCUUUGCUCAUCGCAGCAGGAGGAGGAGGAAAAGCCUACCUGAAGGCUCAGGACAACUCCCUGGAUGAUGUACCACUGGAGCAAUUUGAGAACAGCACUGCAGUACCUGGAGUCAGUGGGAGGACUGGGGCAGCAGGUGGAGGUGGUGGCUGGCAAGAUGUGACUCUGCUUCCUCAAGCUGGAAAGUCCCUUCUGGAAGGUGGAGAAGGGGGGCAAGCUUGUCCCCAAGCACUAGCCAAACUCCAGUGGGCCACCUCUGGUGGUUUUGGUGGGGGAGGAGGAGCUUGUACUUCUGGUGGAGGAGGUGGAGGCUACAGAGGGGGGCAUGCCUCUGACAACGAUGAUAUGCUGGCUGGUGGGCAGGAUGGCAUCUCUUUUGUGAACCCCAUUGGAGAGAUCUUCUUGCAUCCCCUGGCAGCCAUGGAGAGUCAUGGUGAGGUGGAGGUUCAGAUCUAUCUUAACUGUAGCCACUGCCACUCAGACAACUGUAAGAGGGACCCUGACACCAACCUGCCAGUCUGUCAAUGUGAGAUAGGGGCUGUGCUAGCCAACGACAAUGUCACAUGCACUGUGCCACAGACUCGCAUCCCAGAGGGACACCUGCCUCUCCCACUCCUCCUAGCUGUGGUGGCUGUGAUUGUAGUGCUCGGAAUGAUCCUCACUUGUGGCAGCCUCUCUAUCAUUUAUCACCUUAAGAAACAGCAGCUGGAAGGAGCCAGAGCACGACUGCAGAGCCCGGAGUACAAACUGAGCAAAAUCCGCACAUCAGCCAUCAUGACAGAUUACAACCCUAACUACUGCUUCGCAGGGAAGGCUGCUACUCUGAGUGAGCUGAAGGAGAUCCCACGGAAGAACAUCUCUCUGCUUCGGGCACUAGGACAUGGUGCAUUUGGUGAGGUUUAUGAGGGAACAGUGGUAGGCAUUGCAGGAGAUCCCAAUCCUCUUCAAGUGGCUAUCAAGACACUUCCAGAAGUCUGCUCUGAGCAAGAUGAGAUGGAUUUUCUGAUGGAAGCACUGAUUAUCAGCAAGUUCAAUCACCAAAAUAUUGUGCAAUGCAUUGGUGUUAGCCUACAGACGCUGCCUCGCUUCAUUCUGCUUGAGCUUAUGGCUGGAGGAGAUAUGAAGAGUUUUCUUCGGCAGAACCGACCCAGGGUGAAUCAACCAUCCACGCUAACAAUGCAGGACCUGCUGAACAUAGCUAGGGAUAUUGCCUGUGGCUGUAAAUAUCUGGAAGAGAAUCAUUUCAUCCACAGAGAUAUAGCUGCAAGGAAUUGCCUUUUGACCUGCACUGGAGCAGGACGAGUAGCCAAAAUUGGUGACUUUGGGAUGGCCAGGGAUAUUUACAGAGCAAGUUACUAUCGCAAAGGAGGAAGAGCUAUGCUUCCUGUCAAGUGGAUGCCACCAGAAGCUUUUCUAGAGGGUAUUUUCACCUCCAAGACUGAUACCUGGUCCUUUGGUGUGCUGCUCUGGGAGAUCUUCUCUCUGGGUUACAUGCCCUAUCCUUGCAAAACCAAUCAGGAAGUGCUGGAAUUUGUCACCAGUGGAGGAAGAAUGGACCCACCAAAGAACUGUCCAGGGCCAGUGUACCGGAUCAUGACACAGUGCUGGCAGCACAGCCCAGAGUACCGGCCAAACUUCUCCACCAUCCUGGAAAGAAUCAAGUAUUGCACACAGGACCCUGAUGUGAUCAACACCGAGCUGCCCGUGGAGUGCAGCCCAGCACCAGAGGAUGAAGGGAGCACAGUCAUGCGCCCAAACGUUUCCAGUGGGAUGGUGCCCCUGUUGGUGAGCCCUUCUCUCACACCUCAGACAACACCUAAAACGCUGGACUCCCACCAUGCUGGGCACAAACUUGUACAGUGUCCACAAGAACUACUGGUGGAGAACCUGAGCAACCGGACUGCUCGAGGACCCAGCCUGCCCUGCCUCAGUGAUUUCAACAGUGGGUCCUGGAUCCAGCAGACUUCAAACCAGAAGUUAGAACUCAGCAAUCCACCAACCCACAGACUGAAGAACAAAACAAAAAACCUUUGGAACCCAACCUAUGGAUCCUGGGUGCUAGAGAACAUCUGUCACUUGAGCCCCACCUCCAAGCUGAAAGCAACUCCAGAGCGAGAAGAUUCAGGCUUUGAUGGGAAUUGCAGCUCUUCUCCUAGUUCUCGGGCAUCUCCAGCAUCUCCAAGUCGAAGCAACUGCCCUCACUUGGAUAUUGGUGGGAUUGAACUGGUGAAACUCCAGACUUUCCCCUGCGGCAAUGUAAAUUAUGCCUAUGAUGAUCUGUGCUAUAGCACUGACCACCAGCCAUCAGUUUUGGCAGGGGUCAGAGCAGCUGUGCUAAGGAGCUCCAGUCUGCAUACAGAUGAGAAGCCCUUGUAUAAAACAGAGAAAACAGCAAGAGAGAGGGACUCUGGUCUGUCUUUGUCAGAUGACCUGAGUGUUACACCAGUAUAA
Messenger RNA from Cygnus atratus (black swan), 4518 nucleotides. RefSeq names its product leukocyte receptor tyrosine kinase (gene LTK). Gene Ontology annotation, molecular function: transmembrane receptor protein tyrosine kinase activity; ATP binding. Lineage: Eukaryota; Metazoa; Chordata; Aves; Anseriformes; Anatidae. Bases 1 to 4518 code for a protein of 1505 amino acids. The transcript has 31 exons. The record is from RefSeq and is a predicted model, not a curated record. Gene Ontology annotation, biological process: regulation of cell population proliferation; positive regulation of kinase activity; multicellular organism development. Gene Ontology annotation, cellular component: membrane; signaling receptor complex.